AUGAGUGCCGUUGGGUCGUUGCACGAGGAGCGAUUGAGUGUGAGCAGCGCUACUUCGUCCAAGGGCACCAAACCUCGGUUUUGCGUGAUCAAACCUCCCGCUGGUAUUGGCGUGUGUCAACUUUAUCUGUACAAGUCCGACGAUCUUGGUAGUGGCAACCUGGUGUCAACCGUGUCACUUGACCACAGUCCGACGAAAUCCACCACUACGCUGUUUGCCGUGCCUUCACAAGCUACACGAGGGUCGGAUGGUAGCGGCGGCUUCAGCUCGCGAGAGGCCACAGCCAUCGCAUCGUCAAUUGCAGCUCCAGAAGGAUCUCAUCACCGUCCUUCUGCAUCGAUAACGACCAUGACACAGGGCGGUUUGGUGGAUUCUAGCGCAUUCGACAAAUGCCUCAAGACGUUCUUGUCUGCUUCUGUGCAAACAGAAGAAGAAAGUGGUGAGAGCACUAGCCCAGUGCAAAGACACUUCGACCAACUCCUUCGGUCGAAAUGGCAUCAAGAAGCAGCCGUGCCCAGACAGAAUGCUGACGACAACAGCGAUGGAGCCACAUCGUCGUGGGUGAACGAGCAUCAAGUGGACGACAUCCCAAACCGACAUACAAGUGUACGCAACAACACGUCGUCGUUUCACUGGAAACCGACGGAUACUUCACCGGCCGCUUCGACCACCAACUGGGCGAUGGCCGAGUGCUGGAGCAAGAAGGGUUUGGGCAAUACCACCAGCAAACGCAACGCCUUGGAUUUGUACUACGACGUCCGCGCACUCGUAGCCGACCUCGAAGCGUACGUGGCCAAUGCCAAGUUUUCGACAAGGAACAUGUGCGAUCUAACUCCAAACCAAACCAACAUGCACAGUUAA
This is a messenger RNA of Aphanomyces astaci, 861 nucleotides long. RefSeq lists its product as hypothetical. Bases 1 to 861 code for a protein of 286 amino acids. The record is from RefSeq and is a predicted model, not a curated record. The transcript has 5 exons. NCBI's taxonomy places the organism in Eukaryota, Oomycota, Saprolegniomycetes, Saprolegniales, Verrucalvaceae.